Molecule: messenger RNA, 2216 nt
Organism: Echinops telfairi (small Madagascar hedgehog)
Lineage: Eukaryota; Metazoa; Chordata; Mammalia; Afrosoricida; Tenrecidae
Product: guanylate-binding protein 4
Exons: 11
Coding region: 147-2021 (624 amino acids)
Biological process (GO): defense response to Gram-positive bacterium; defense response to protozoan
Molecular function (GO): GTPase activity; GTP binding
Source: RefSeq, a predicted model, not a curated record
CAGCGUUGGCGGAGAGCAGGGGCCUUCCGAGUUCCCCUCCUGAGGCGGAAAGGAGAGCGAGCGCUCAGCGCCGCAGAAGGCGCCUGAGAAAUUGCCCACUGGCCACAUCGAGCGCCCCAGAGAGAAUCUUCUGGUUUGCAGGAACCAUGACGUCCAUUCCCAUCAUGACUGCCCCCAUUUGUUUGAUUGAAAACCAGCAAGAAGAGCUAACUGUGAACCCCAAGGCAUUAACGAUUCUUAACAAGAUUUCUCAACCAGCAGUGGUGGUAGCCAUUGUAGGGAUGUAUCGGACAGGAAAAUCCUACCUGAUGAACCGCCUUGCAGGACAGAACAAUGGCUUCCCUCUGGGCUCCACGGUGAGGUCUGAAACCAAGGGCAUCUGGAUGUGGUGUGUGCCCCACCCCACCAAGCCGGAGCGAACCCUGAUCCUGUUGGACACGGAAGGCCUGGGCGAUGUGGAAAAAGUGGACUCUAAGAAUGACUCGUGGAUCUUUGCACUUGCUGUACUUCUGAGCAGCACCUUUGUCUACAACAGCAUGAGCACCAUCAACCACCAGGCGCUGGAGCAGCUGCACUAUGUGACUGAACUGACAGAGCUAAUCAGGGCAAAAUCCUCCUCUCGAUCUGACGAGAUCAAGGACUCCACCGAGUUUGUGAGUUUCUUUCCAGACUUUGUUUGGACAGUUCGGGAUUUUACACUGGAGCUGAGGUUGGAAUGCGACAUCACUGAAGAUGAGUACCUGGAGAAUGCCUUGAAGCUGAUUCCAGGCACGAAUCUCAGAAUCAAAAAUUCCAAUCUGCCUAGAGAGUGUAUCAGAAAAUUCUUCCCCAAACGGAAGUGCUUUGUUUUUGAUCGGCCUACAAAUGACAAGCGUCUCUUGGCCCAUAUUGAAGAAAUUCAAGAAGAGCAACUGGAUUAUAAUUUCCGGAUGCAAACAAAAAACUUCUGUUCCUAUAUCUUCAGCCAAGCAAAGAUCAAGACCCUCAGACGAGGGAUCAUUGUCACUGGGAACCGACUGGGGGCUCUGGUGGAGACCUAUGUGGGUGCGAUCAACAGUGGAGCGGUCCCGUGCUUGGAGAACGCAGUGACCACCCUGGCCCAGCGUGAGAACUUGGCGGCUGUCCAGAAGGCGGCUGAGCUCUACAGCCAGGAGAUGGCCCAGCACCUGGUGUUCCCCACGGACACUCUGCAGGAGCUGCUGGACGUGCACGGGGUCUGCGAGAAGGAAGCCGUUGCUCUCUUCAUGGACCGCUCCUUCAAGGAUGAAAACCAGGAGUUCCACAAACAGCUCGUGGGUACCAUAGAGAAAAAGAAGGAGGAUUUUGUACUGCAGAAUGAACAGGCAUCUGCGAACUACUGUCAGGCAGAGCUUACACAGCUUUCAAAGCCCCUGAUGAAGAGUAUUUCAGAAGGAGCAUUCUCUGUUCCUAGAGGACACGGUCUCUAUGUCGCAGCAAGGAGGAAGGUUGAACAGGACUAUAUGCACGUGCCCAGGAAGGGGGUUAAGGCAAAUGAAGUCCUUCAGAGAUUCUUGCAGUCACAAGCACCAAUAGAGGAAUCGAUCUUGCAGUCAGAUAAAGCCCUCACAGACAGAGAAAAAGCCAUAGCAGUGGAGCAAGCCAAAUCGGAAGCCGCAGAGAAGGAAAAGGAGCUGCUGAGACAGAAACACGAGGAGCAGCAGCAACAGCUUGAGGCUCAAGAGAGGAGCUUCAGGGAAAAUAUGGAGCAGUUGAGAGAGAAGAUGGAGAGGGAAAGAGAAAACCUCUUGAGGGAACAGGAAAAGAUGCUGGAACAUAAACUGAAGAUCCAAGAAGAGCUGUUGCUAGAAGGAUUUAGAAAGAAAUCCGAGGAGCUCAAUGGAGAGAUAAGUCGCCUACGUAAAGAAGUGGAAAGUAGCCGGCAACGGUCAGGCUUUGCACAGUUCCUGGAUAACUUCGGGAGCGCUUUAAUGGUGAUGCUUCCUGGGGUUGGGACAGUAGUGGGGGCGGGGCUGAAAGCUCUGGGCUCAAAGAUCGGAUAGGUCAGAAUUCCUCUUUGUGAAAUUAUAAAUGAGACUUCUUUUGUUUGUUUCAAUAGCAUAAUCUGGCUGAUCACUAAACAAGUAACCUAGUUUCAUUCAUUAACAGUUUAAAAAUAAAGAAUACCAAAGUCAUUACUGAAGUUUGUGAUCCUCAGUUUAAAAAAAAUGUUAAAAUAAAUGUUUUCAUGCCUUCAA